GUGUACCGUCAAACUGCGUUUACCAGCCCUAGGAAAAAAAAGUCUAGACUUUGCGGGCUGCUGCAAGGGUUUCACUCUCCCUCCAUAAACCACUCCCUAAUCUAAAGAGAAUUUAGGUUUACAAAGACACGAAUAUCCAGGCAGGCAAGCACAGAAAUCCGCAAGCUGGGAUCCAGCGGGACAGUGCCUGAAUGUGGCGACAUGUUCGUCCUCUGUAAUGUGGCGCUGAGGAAGCGGGCGUCCGGAUCCGCCGCAGGCUCUUCUCAAGUUUGCUUGACUGCCAGCUAUCAGGACAUUGUACUGCACGCAUAAAUACAGCCAUAGAAAUGUUGAGCAGAAUAUUCAGAAGGGCUCCCUUGCCAGUGGAAAAUCGCCUACCUGUGCAGGACACACCCGCCUGCAAUGAGCUCUCAGCCCGAGAGGACAGCACUGGCAAUCUCUCCGAGAGCAGCACAAGGGGGGACUUUGAGAAGAUACAUGCCAACAAUAGUGAUCCAAGACCCUCUGAGGACACAGAGGAAGAUGGUGAAAGCUUGCUGGAUUGGUGGAGAGGGGUGGAAGGUUGGGAAGAGUGGAAUAAAUCCAUUAAUGUUCAUGAGGAUAUGGAGGAUGUUGCGGUGGAACAGGCAGCCGACCGCGUCUACAUGGCCGCCCAGCUGUUCGUGCGUCUCCUGGAGCAGCACAGCGACUCUCUGCACUGCCGCGUCCACGAGUUGCUCUCCGUGGCCGACGCCGCCGACGGCUUCCACAAGCGCACAGUAGUGGCCAGCGUCGGUGGGGGCGUGGCCAGUGUGGCCGGGGGCGUGGUCACCAUCAGUGGCCUGGUCCUCGCCCCCUUUACCUUCGGCACCUCCCUCGUUGUCACUGCCGUCGGGAUUGGCGUGGCCACUUUGGGUGGCCUCACCUCGGCCUCCGCCAACAUCACGGACACGCUCCACUCCACCAUGGACCGCAAGAAGGUGGAGAAGAUGAUCCAGGAUUACCAGGAAGAGAUGAAGGACAUCAAAGAAUGUCUGGAGUUUGUGCAGGAAGGUGUGAAUGUACUGAGGCAGUGGGACUUUGAGGAGUACAUGGAGAGCCUGUCUAGGCAAGCACUGAACCAGAACCUGAAGCAUGUGAUGAAGGAGGGUGGACGGGCAGGGAAGGCCCUGUUCAUCAACACAGAGAAGUUGGUCAACACUGUGCAGGUGCUCAGUGUGGCUGGUGGAGCGGCCCGAGCAGCCCAGGCAGUCAGUGUUGCCACCGGAGUAAUGUCUGCGCUCUUCCUUGCACUUGAUGUGUUCUUCCUCGCCAGGGACUCACACGAGCUACACACAGGUGCCAAAACCAAGUUUGCUGCCAAGAUCCGCGAGGUCUGUAAGGAGCUUGAGGAUGGCCUGCGGGAGCUGAAGCGGAUCAAGGAGGAGUUACAGAAGACCAUGAAUGGGGAAGAGCUGCAGAUGGAGGAAGAGGAGGAGGAGAAGGUCCUGUUCUCUGACUUGGAUGAGCUGGCCCUCCUUGAGAAAGAGCUUGAUCAGCUGGAAAAUGAGUUUGACGAGAGAGCCCUCAAAAAGAGCAUGGGUGAGGGCCCGGGUAGGGGUGAGAAAGAAGGCAGAAUCGAAAGUGUGAUUGUGGGCAGUAAAAAUAACGAGGUCAAGCCAGGACAGAAGAGCAGGAGGGAUGGAGACAUGGAGACAGGGGUGAGAAUAGACCUGGAGAAUAAGCAGGGGACUGCAAAUCGUGGGACAGGUAUGAUGGAAGAACAAAGAGGAAAAGACAGAGUGGAAGAUGUGAAGGGGAAAGGAGGACAGAUUGGCAUGUGCUUCGCGGCCUCGGGCCUUUGCUUUUUCAUGCAGUACAGACAGUGGAUAUAUGGGUGGGGCAGGUCUCACAGGGGACACCUCCAGCAAGUGAUGCAUAAAAUGACACUUCAUGAACCAUUUGCUGUAUUUUUUAACCCCACUAGAUGGUGCUCUUGAUUUGUUGUUUGAACAGAGAGCAAUGGAGUCAAAAAAUACAGUAAAUGAUUCAUGAAGCAUCAGUUUGUCUAUCACUACCUCCCGCAAGACCACAGCACAUAGGACAGCCGUUACCUAAACAGCCACUGCAUAGCUGAAACAUACUGUUUUGUAACAUUUUUGACUAUCCAAACAGAACAUACUGAUGAUCUGUACCUGCUUAGUAUUGAUACAAACAGCACCUUGCUUUUUAAUAGAAAAUCAUAAAAUUAACAGAGUAACCAAGUCACCAAUAGAACUUGGUACACUUGAUGUAACACUAUUUAAGUGUAGCGUUGUUGUGUAUUUAUAUGGUUAUUGCAAUAAUUUUUUUAUCUGAUGAAUUUCCUAAAUGUAUUUAUGUAAAUGUCAUUGUUGUGUAUGAAGACCUACAAAACUGGUAGCCCUGGGCUUCUUCCUGCCUGUUGAGGUAGAAUGUUAGAAGGGUGACUUCUCAUUCCUUUUGACAGCAGAUGUCACUGUGGAGAAUGGUGGCAUUUGACAAGACUGUCCCAUUUCGAAGCCUCCUUCAAAUUCGGUCUAGAAAUGUGUCCUUCUUUUGCCGAGUCAUGAAGGAUCCACCGGAUGGAUCUCUUGCAGUCCAGCAUAUCCCUAGAUUCAUUGCGUUUAGGUAUGUAGGUAAAGUGGGUAUGUCCUGACCAUGGGUGUCACCGGCAUUAAAUCUGUGGGGGACGUGUCCCCCUCACAUUUCAUAAGUAUUCGUUUGGACCCCCCCACGUUUAACAUAAAAUAUUAGCUUUAUGCCAACGUGUCCCCCCACAUUCAAAAUGCUUCUGACGCCCCUGGUCCUGACUAGGCGAUAGGAACGGGACAGAUAGGAAAUUAACUAGGCCACACUAUCCCAUUUACAACGUUUUCUGUUCAACCUUCAAAACAAUACAGCCUACAAAGGCUACACCCUUGAUAGUCUGUGUCCUUUGAAGGAUGCAACCACAGAAUUAGGACACAGUGUGCCCUCUUAAGCGGAAGUCUGCCUUUCUUAUGGUCCCGUAUUGAGAUGGAUACUCUUUGUUGUGUUUCAAGCAUUUCAGUUUAGUAGUUUUAUAUAGUAUGUUUCAAUGGAACCAAAGAACCUGGAACACCUUAUAAACUGGCCUUAUGUAUAAAAUAAAACUCAUAUCAGUAGAACA
Molecule: messenger RNA, 3127 nt
Organism: Paramormyrops kingsleyae
Lineage: Eukaryota; Metazoa; Chordata; Actinopteri; Osteoglossiformes; Mormyridae
Biological process (GO): lipoprotein metabolic process; lipid transport
Cellular component (GO): membrane; extracellular region
Molecular function (GO): lipid binding
Source: RefSeq, a predicted model, not a curated record